Molecule: messenger RNA, 1457 nt
Organism: Diaporthe batatas
Lineage: Eukaryota; Fungi; Ascomycota; Sordariomycetes; Diaporthales; Diaporthaceae
Exons: 3
Coding region: 123-929 (268 amino acids)
Biological process (GO): RNA processing; mitochondrial translation
Cellular component (GO): mitochondrial large ribosomal subunit
Molecular function (GO): ribonuclease III activity; structural constituent of ribosome
Source: RefSeq, a predicted model, not a curated record
AAAAGUUACCGUCGCGAAAGCUGGGCGCUGUCGAAGUCGUCAGUGACAGGAUCGCGGUUCCAAGGCCCAGCUCGACCACGAGGGAAUGCGCCAGCCCCUCUCCAACCAUCGCUCCUGAGAAAAUGGCGCUCAACACCUCUCGCACGGUCUGGUCUACCUCCAGACAGGCCCUCCGCCCCAUCAGACCCGCAGCGACCCGGCCAGCGUGCCGUGCAAACCACCAAAUAGCACGGCACCCGACCUCCCUGCGCGAGAAGAACGACCCCCUGAACGAGCCCAUAUCCGAGGAGGACAUAGAGGAGGCACGGCCUAGGUGGUCGUACACUCCAGAGAGGCUGAAGGGCAUCCACGGCUUCUCGCUCGCCACCCCCAAGAACCCGCUCCGGUCGGUAUGGAGCGUCAACGAGGACCCCGCCAAGCUGGACGACUUCUACGAGCGAUUCCUCGGGCGGAACGGCUCAAAACUGCUGCCCGACGAGAUCAAGUGGUUGGCAGUCACACACAAGAGUUUCGAUUUCGGUCGGAGAGGUUUCAACACAAGAUUAGCCUUCUAUGGUCGACAAAUAAUUGUGCUCGAGGCCAUGCAUGAGAUCAUGACCUCGCCCCGGGGGCCAGAUGACUACCUGAACGACCCAUGGAAGCGAAAACACUACGAAUCUCCUGCCCUUCAGAACGUCGACAAAUUGAGCGUGACCCGGCCUCAAGAUAUUGUCACGUUAUCCGGCCUCGCCCAUGUUGGGUUGAGCAGUAAGCUUAACGACGUGAUGCGUUGGAAGCCAAGGAACCCCGACAACCUGAAAGGAUCAGGUCUUGAAAGUGUCCUCGCCACCUCCAUCUUUGCCAUAAUUGGCGCAGUCUCCUUGCAGCACGGAGCCGAGGCUGCGGCCAAACUUGCUCGGGAGAGAGUUAUCAGGCGGAUAAAGCAUUGAAUGAGCGCAUAACGAUGUACCAUAUACACUGUACAACCCAAUAACUGCUUAUGUGCGGACCCAUCAUACUGGGGACCAAUAUUACAAUUAUUGGAAAGACUCGCGCAGCAUUGUAGGACUUCAACGCAAGUCCUGCGCUGCUUUAGCCAAGGAAAUCAUGGCAUCUUAAGAUCCCCAGCUGAGACUGCUGGCCGAGACCCAGUAUCUAGGCAUUGAGAUAUAAUACCACUGGCUGUUCCGUGCAGUCCUGGAACUUGCAACUGGUAACGCUGGCAUGCCUUCUUCGCAAGUCGAAGAACCUUAGGAGUCCCGGUUUUUGUUUCCUUGGCUAUUCUCUAAAAUCAGGGUCCUGUCAGAGUAGUAGUCCACUUACCACAUGGAUGGGAUGAACAUGCAUGCGCAUUCGACUUGAGCGGUCCGCUUAUUUGCACCCUUUCAAUGCGAGGGAAGCGUCAACAUGAAGUCGUCGCCCAUACAACCUCAUUCCUCUGGCUCAUCAAACAACUAACAUACCUACUUAAGUAUCAU